Molecule: messenger RNA, 1299 nt
Organism: Penicillium manginii
Lineage: Eukaryota; Fungi; Ascomycota; Eurotiomycetes; Eurotiales; Aspergillaceae
Product: ribose phosphate diphosphokinase subunit PRS5
Exons: 3
Coding region: 1-1299 (432 amino acids)
Biological process (GO): 5-phosphoribose 1-diphosphate biosynthetic process; purine nucleotide biosynthetic process
Cellular component (GO): cytoplasm; ribose phosphate diphosphokinase complex
Molecular function (GO): ribose phosphate diphosphokinase activity; magnesium ion binding
Source: RefSeq, a predicted model, not a curated record
AUGGUUCGCAAUCUUGUUGUCAUCGGGGGCACUUCCCACCCGCAGCUGACCGAAUCUAUCUGCGGUGUGCUGGGAAUCCCACCCGCGGAGGUUCUGCUCUCUAAGUUCGCCGUGGGCGAGACCCGGGUUGAGAUCCAAGAGUCUGUCCGUGAGAAAGACGUCUACAUCAUCCAAUCCGGAGGUGGCAAGGUUAAUGAUCACUUGUUGGAGCUCCUCAUUACCAUCUCCGCCUGCAAGACCGCCUCUGCUCGUCGAGUCACCGCUGUCCUUCCUCUUUUCCCUUAUUCUCGCCAAAGUGAUAUCCCAUACGACAAGGCCGGAGCUCCUCUUGUCAAGUCAUCUGUGGUGAAUCGGCCCAACAAUGGUUACACUUUUGAAAGUACCCCUCCCACCCCGGGUCCGGGUAAGCCCGAGGGACUCGGAUUGAUGAACGGUAUCGACAAUCUCCAGAAAAGCCUGGCAAAGGCCCAGAUUGAUGAGAGCAAUGGUAGCCCUGUAAAACGGCGCACCGGCAACGCACUACCACGCAGUGAGACUACCGACUCGCUUAAGUCCACUACAACGGCGGAGGAUACCGCGAGCACUGUAUCCAGCGCCAAUGCUUCCAAGAUCAAUGCAUUCCAGCCCCGUCCCGGCUAUAAGCAGUGGGUUGCGCAGGCAGGCACUCUGGUCGCCGACCUGCUCACCUGUGCGGGCGCCGAUCACAUCAUCACCAUGGAUCUGCACGACCCUCAGUACCAGGGUUUCUUUGACAUCCCUGUCGACAACCUCUACGGCCGUCCUCUUCUGAAGAGCUAUAUCCAACGCACUAUUCCCAACUACAAGCAGUCUGUUAUUGUCAGCCCCGAUGCUGGCGGUGCCAAGCGUGCAACUGCAAUUGCUGAUCAGAUGGGCAUCGAAUUCGCCCUCAUCCACAAGGAGCGUCGCCCCACCAAGAUCACAGACCGCCAGAAUGCCACUAUGAUGCUGGUCGGUGAUGUCAAGGAUCGCAUUGCUAUUCUGAUUGAUGAUCUGGCGGACACCUCUAACACCAUCACUCGCGCUGCCAAGCUUCUGAAGAAGGAGGGUGCCUCCAAGGUUUAUGCCCUGGUGACCCACGGUAUCCUGAGCGGCGACGCCAUCGAUCGUAUCAACGCCAGCGCGCUGGACAAGGUUGUCGUGACCAACAGCGUGGACCAGGGCGACCACCUGCGCCGAUGCCCGAAGCUUGAGGUCCUAGAGGUUGGCCACGUUUUUGGCGAGGCUAUCCGUCGUGUUCACCACGGUGAGAGUAUCAGUGUUCUGUUCCAAUAUGAUUAA